Molecule: messenger RNA, 1695 nt
Organism: Saprolegnia parasitica CBS 223.65
Lineage: Eukaryota; Oomycota; Saprolegniomycetes; Saprolegniales; Saprolegniaceae
Exons: 2
Coding region: 58-1659 (533 amino acids)
Source: RefSeq, a predicted model, not a curated record
AGGCGCGCGGUAGAGCGUAGCUGGAGUGGCCGUCUUCUUGGCCUCGUCCAGAACGCCAUGCGGCUUGCGCGCGGGUGCGACUACGACGCCGAAGUCGAGACGGUUCGAGCCGCGAUCGACGAGUACCGACUGCAUCUGACCGAGAUACUUGUCGAGCGUGAGGCCUCGUACGAGGCUGCAGUCGCUGCACACCGUCGCUUGUCCACGCAGUGGGCCGCACGUCUCCGUCCGCUCGCGCCUGAAGGCCUUCCUCGAACCUGCGUCGAAAAGAUACGCUUCCUCAGCGUGCUCAUGCUCUCAGUCACCUCACUGCAAGUAGAAAUGGAGGCGUGCGUUGUGGAUUUGCUCCGGUCGCGGCUCCAAGCCACCGAGGACCUCGUGCAAGCCCUUGCCUCGAGCCCGACAAAGCAUCUCGUGGAGGCCAUACUGGACGCCACGUGGACAUCACCGGUCACGAGCCUCAUCGAAAGCAACGUUCCGCAUUCAAUGCUACGACACCGACGAACGCACCUCGAAGCAGCUAUGCGCCACGCGUACAGCGUCAUCCUCGCGAUGCCGACGAACGACGAGGAGCUUGGGUGCGUGGAUGCGGCGAAGCCAAAAGAAGUGGCGACUGUUCUCGGUGCCCUGCAGGCUGCGACAUCAGCAGCAGCGUCCUCUGGUGGUCGAUUCCCCGUGUCCCACCUCAAUGCAUUUCGGCGCUGCGUCAGUGACACCCGAACACGCUGCGGUCGGCUGCUACGCGACUGGGCAGCGAAGCUCCUUGCGGAUGCCGAGGCGACAUUCGGGAUCGAGUCGGGGAAUAAUGCGUCGGAUCUUGACCACGUCUUCGUACCCGGCCUGACGAGCUUGAUUCCGGCAACGACGGACCGCAUCUAUGUCACGGGCAUCCGCGUCACGCACCUGCCGCCGCCCAAGACACUCCUCGCCUUUGAACGUUAUUUUGCACUUCGGGUGCAGGAUGAGUUUCAGUGUCCGACUGGCGAGGGGGCUGCGUCGUCCGCCUUGCGCAUGUGCGUCCACCAUACGGUUUUCUCGGCCAUCGCCAAGAUCGCCGCAGCCUAUGAGGUUCAGACCACCCCCGGCUUUUCCCGCCAACUCUACCAUUUCGGCCACGCCACCUCGAGCGUCGAUUUGACGACCCUUGGUGCUCCCGCAACCGUGGUCGCUGCUGGGAGUCUUCCAGCGACUGAGGCUGCGAUCGCUCGCAUCGCUGUCGAAGUCACACCAGGCGGUGUCGUCGCUGCCGUGCUCGACGCCAUGCACACAAUGCACAAUGAGGUUGGGCAGCUAGGAUGCCCAUCUCUGAACGCAGACGUGCUCAUCCCGCUGCUCAUCUUUGUCAUUGCACGGGCGAACGUGCCGGCCCUCCUCCGUCGCCUCGCACUUGCCUCAACGUUUUCUUUCGAUGACGGCUCCGAGGCAGCUUACUACCUCACGUGCAUGCAGGCCGCCGUCUCAGUUGUGCUGGGCGACGCCACGCACUGCGCCACCUGCGCCGACGCCUUUGACAGUCUCGUCGUCGCCGAGGUAUCGACGCCACCGGAAGCUACUACUUCGUCGCCUCCGCUCGUCGACAUGGCCGCCCUCUCGGCGUGGAUCGCCACCCGGCGGGUUACCGAGGAGACGCUUCUCCUAGUCGAGGCGUGGAUGGCCUGAAUCUUUGUAAUAAAAUAAAUCUUCUUUGGAUCCGCG